UGGGCAGCUAUAAAUGGGCCAAUGCCCUGCCUUCCUCCCCUUGCACCAGAGUAGUAGAUAAAAACAAGCUCUGCAAUCAGACUCAACAGCUCCCUUACUGCCAUAACAAUGGCUCUCCCCCAAGUCAUGGUCCCCUACGCCUGGGACUUUCAGGGCCGCCCCGCCUCCAAGUCCAGAACCGGUGGCUGGACCAGCGCCGCCAUGAUUCUAGGGGUGGAGGCAUGUGAGAGGCUAACCACGCUGGGGAUCGUGGUGAAUCUGGUGACUUACCUGACGGGCACCAUGCAUUUGGGCAAUGCUACCUCCGCCAACACCGUCACCAACUUCCUUGGCACCUCCUUCAUGCUCUGCCUGCUCGGCGGUUUCAUCGCAGACACGUUUCUCGGCCGGUACCUUACCGUCGCCAUUUUCGCCACAGUAGAGGCCACUGGCGUCAUAAUCUUGACAAUCUCAACUAUAAUCCCCAGCCUCAGGCCACCGAAAUGCGCAGCCAACACCGGCCCAUCUUGCGUUCCUGCAACUGGGAUUCAGCUCGUGGUUCUCUACUUGGCGCUAUACCUCACCGCGCUCGGCACUGGCGGCGUCAAAUCGAGCGUUUCCGGCUUCGGUUCGGACCAAUUCGACGAAACGGACAAGGAGGAGAAAAGCCGAAUGAUUAAGUUCUUCCAUUGGUUCUUCUUCUUCAUAAACAUUGGAUCACUUUGUGCAGUAACCAUUCUUGUUUAUAUACAAGACAACUUGGGGAGGCAGUGGGGUUAUGGGAUUUCUGCCUGCGCCAUACUUAUGGGAUUGGUUGUGUUCUUAUCGGGCACCAGGAGAUACCGAUUCAAGAAGCUCGUUGGGAGCCCAUUAACGCAGAUUGCUUCUGUGGUUGUUGCAGCUUGGAGAAAAAGGCAUUUGGAAUUGCCCUCUGAUCCGUCAUUUCUGUUCAACGUUGACGAUGUUGCAGAGGAACAAGGAAUGAAGAAACAGAGGUUACCCCAUAGCAAGCAAUUCUGUUUCCUGGACAGGGCAGCCAUCAAGGGAACUGAAAACGUAAGCACCACUAAAGUGAACAAAUGGAGUUUAUCAACCUUAACAGAUGUCGAAGAAGUGAAGCUGGUUAUUAGAAUGCUGCCCAUUUGGGCCACCACCAUAAUGUUCUGGACUAUCUAUGCCCAAAUGACCACCUUCUCCGUAUCUCAGGCCACCACCAUGGACCGCCACAUCGGCAAAUCAUUCCAGAUCCCUGCAGCAUCGCUCACGGUCUUCUUCGUCGGCAGCAUUCUGCUAACCGUGCCAAUCUACGAUCGGCUCAUUGUACCAAUUGCAGCUCGGUUGCGCCACAACCCACAAGGCCUCACUCCGCUGCAGCGCAUAGGGGUCGGUCUUGUCUUCUCAAUAUGUGCAAUGGUGGCAGCAGCCCUUGUCGAGAUCAAGCGGCAGCGAUAUGCCCGAUCAAACGGAUUGACGGGCGACCCAACGGUCGAGAUCCCCCUGAGUGUGUUUUGGUUAGUGCCCCAGUUCUUCUUUGUGGGUUCUGGUGAGGCCUUCACUUAUAUUGGGCAAUUGGAUUUCUUCCUGAGGGAAUGUCCAAAAGGGAUGAAGACUAUGAGCACAGGCUUGUUUCUGAGCACCCUUUCGCUAGGGUUUUUCGUUAGUUCGACUCUGGUUUCUAUAGUGCACAAGGUGACAGGGCACAGGAAGCCAUGGCUAGCUGAUAACCUCAACAAGGGGAAGCUUUACAAUUUUUAUUGGCUUUUGGCAGUAUUGAGUGUCUUGAACUUGGGAGUGUAUUUGGUUUGUGCCAAGUGGUACGUGUACAAGGACACAAGGCUAGCUGAGGAGGGGAUUGAAUUGGAGGAAGCAGAAGAUAGUUUUCAUGCAUAGAAUGGAGAAAGGGGUUGGUUUUCUGUUUUCCAAAAUGCUUAAAGACACUGGCCCAUCACAUUAGAGACCAAUAUUGCUUCAAUCACUCACCUCGUAACACAUAAGCCACGAUGGUAAUAGACUCGUGAAAUUUAGCAUUCCUUUUUUAUUCUUGGUAUUGUGGGUAAGUGCAUUUUCUCAUUUAGUUGGGGGUGGAUCAUGUAUGGAAAAAGAAGAGAAAAAGAAAACAAUUGUGGAAAUAGUGCAAGUAUGUAUGUAUAAUGGAAAUCAUGUAGUUGUACUAGAUUUCUUGAAAACCGUCGACGGUUAUUGCAUAGCCCAUUGACGAUUACAUCGAUGGUUUCAGACAAAAACAUUUCCAGAAGGAAACCGUCGAUUGUUUGUUCAAACGGAAGGUGGUGUAUUGAAACAGUUAGGGGUUUGUUGGAAAUGUUGACAAUUUUGUUCGUUGCUGAUGCAACCGAGGAUCUUCUUAUUUUAAUAUUGGUUGAUAUCCAA
This is a messenger RNA of Malania oleifera, 2367 nucleotides long. Its product is annotated as protein NRT1/ PTR FAMILY 6.3. Lineage: Eukaryota; Viridiplantae; Streptophyta; Magnoliopsida; Santalales; Ximeniaceae. Gene Ontology annotation, molecular function: nitrate transmembrane transporter activity. Bases 109 to 1869 code for a protein of 586 amino acids. Gene Ontology annotation, biological process: transmembrane transport; oligopeptide transport; response to nitrate. The record is from RefSeq and is a predicted model, not a curated record. The transcript is spliced from 5 exons. Gene Ontology annotation, cellular component: membrane.